AUGAAGCUGUUCCUACAUCUGGGAUUCAGCCUUGACACUACCACUGGAGAGUACGCAGACCGUGUCAUGCAAGCUGGCAACACAGCUCAGAAGAAUAUGCACGAGUUUCUUCAAGCGCGAGGUAUCAAGUGCAAGUUCAGCUCGGGCCUACUGAAACGACUUCGCGCACUUCAUCGAGAUGGAGCUCUAGACGAGCCCAUUACCCGAGCAUUUAUUAGGCGUGAGUUCCCCUUCGCGUAUGUUACAGAUGAAGCUUUACGCUACCUUCGCCACGAGCUGCGUGACCAGGUUAUCGAGGCUCCAAGCCCAAGGAGACGGUUGUUUGACGUCCUCUCGCUGUUGCAACAGCAGACUGGUCGUAGAAUCGAAGGCUACCAUGUUCUGGUAUGGCGCUCUUCGCGGCGCCGCAGCCUCCGACAGCUUCCCAGUACCGGCGCGGAUGCAUCUCAUGCAGCUGCCCACGAGUCGACGGAGGCGCGCGAGGCUGACGGCAACCUCGCGCCAGUCAACACUCCGCUAAGAACUGAGGAGAAUGGGGACACCGCGAGCGAGACGGGAUGGGUCCCGACGGAAAACCUGGCCGCUCCUCCUUCCACAGCCCCGCAGCUCUGCAACAUCCACGCAAUCCCAAACUCAUACACGAGAAACGGUAAGAGAGUUUACGUUGUUGAGUGGGAGCAAACCGAAGCGCCUGCCACGAAUCUGCCUCGGAACAUGGUUGCCGCAUACAACCGACGCCGCAGAGUCCUUGUCCGUCGAGCCUUCAUAGAAGACCAAGCUGGCCACGGCCGUGGACGACUUCGAAACUCGGAACUUGCACCAGAGCGCCGCCGUCGCCGAUCACUUCGACGACUUCGCAGAGCUCUUCACUUCUAG
This is a messenger RNA of Phytophthora sojae, 876 nucleotides long. RefSeq lists its product as hypothetical. The coding region runs from base 1 to 876 and encodes 291 amino acids. The record is from RefSeq and is a predicted model, not a curated record. The transcript is spliced from 3 exons. NCBI's taxonomy places the organism in Eukaryota, Oomycota, Peronosporomycetes, Peronosporales, Peronosporaceae.